GCCUCAUCACUCUCAUUUUCCAGUAAGCGAGCUCAAAGUUCAAUCACUAGAAACCAGCCAAUUAAUUAAUUUUCCUGUGUAAAGCUUUUCCAGCAUCUCCUCCAAUGGGAAGAUCGAGCUCGGUGGUUGGGACGAUUCUAGCCUUAUGGGCGGUCCUCGUCGUUCCAGGGGAAUGCCACGCGCCGUUCUUUAUCUUCGGGGACUCGCUCCUAGACGCCGGGAACAACCAAUACCUUAACAACUCCCACAAGAGCACCCUUCCCUAUGGCGAGACCUUCUUCAAGCGCCCGACUGGGAGAGUCUGCGACGGCCGAAUAGUUCCCGACUUCUUAGCGGAAUUUGCGAAUCUGCCGCUUAUUAAACCAUACUUGGAGCCUGGGUUCAGCAAUUACACGGAUGGAGCAAAUUUCGCGUCUGCUGGAGCUGGGAUACUUCCUGAAACAAGCCCCGGACUGUUACACCUGAAGCUGCAACUGAGCUACUUCGAGGAGAUGCAGAAGAAGCUGAAGCAACAGGAGGGUGAACAGAAGGCCCAAGAGUUGUUGUCUAAGGCCGUCUAUUUGCUCAGCAUGGGAGGGAACGAUUACAUGCACGCCGCCAUGCCUUCCUUCGGCAAGUCCACGCCUCCCCUGCUCACAGCCUCUUAUAAGAAGCAGUACAUGGUCGUAGUUCUGAGCAAUCUCACUUCUGUGGUCAAGAAAGUUUACGCAAUGGGCGGGAGGAAAUUCAUUUUCCAGACGGUGGGCCCACUGGGUUGCAUGCCAUCGAACAGGAUAGGCUCGGGAUCUAAGGGCUGUGCUCACGAUGUCACGGUUCUGGCCAAGACGCACAACAUAGCACUGUCGAAGGUCCUCCAGAAGCUAGAGAAGACGUUGACCGGAUUCAGAUAUGCUCUGUUUGAUUACUACUCUGCUCUUGAAGAGAUAACCACAUAUCCCUCAAGAUUUGGUUUCAAAGAAGGGCAGACAGCAUGCUGUGGAAGCGGGGAUUUCAACAGGGAGCUCACAUGUGGGAAGAACGGCACCACUGCUUACAACCUCUGCAGCGAUCCGAGUCAGUACGUGUGGUUCGACUCGGCUCACCCCACCGAGAGCGCCAACAAGCACCUCGCAUCCCUCUUCUGGAGUGGACCCCUCAAAGUUGUGUGGCCUUACAAUGCAAAGGCUUUGUUCCAAAUGCCUUAACAUUAUUCCUAUCAGGACAAAUAAUUCUCACUAUAUUACAUAACCGGAAAUCUUGGGAUUUCGAGGAUCAGCGGAAAUUGGGAAGUUAAAGAAUAUAUCAAUUGUAACCUUUUCUGGUUGAUUUUCCUUGUAUUGUUGAGAUCUCAUUUGUAUGUAUUUAUGUGGCACCAUUAAUGAAAUACAAGAUACCGAUUAAUGCUUGAUUAAA
Messenger RNA from Punica granatum (pomegranate), 1392 nucleotides. Lineage: Eukaryota; Viridiplantae; Streptophyta; Magnoliopsida; Myrtales; Lythraceae. The record is from RefSeq and is a predicted model, not a curated record.